AUGUUCAUUAAAAAAGAAAAAGAAAAUAAAAAUAAAAAGCUAGGGUAUUGGGUAUUGAAGCUGCUUUUAUUGGAAUGGAAUCCUUCGAUAGUAGUAGAGUCGUUUUGGGGGAUGUGGAAACCGAAUUGGAAAACUGAAAAGAAACUUGAGUUCGUCGGACCAGCUAGCGUUGCCGACCUGGAUGUUGCGAAUACGAUUGUUGAUAUACAAAAAUCGACAACACUGUACAUUAGCCUACGAAAAAAGAAACAAAAGAAAACAAAAAGCUCUAGGCAAUCUCCAAGUUCAACCAAGUUUCGGAUUUGCGUUUAUGUUUUCUUUUGCCUUUUUUCCUGCGCAACAAUCUUCAUUUCCAAGGAUUCGCUAAUAUAA
Messenger RNA from Schizosaccharomyces osmophilus, 372 nucleotides. RefSeq lists its product as uncharacterized. Bases 1 to 372 code for a protein of 123 amino acids. NCBI's taxonomy places the organism in Eukaryota, Fungi, Ascomycota, Schizosaccharomycetes, Schizosaccharomycetales, Schizosaccharomycetaceae. The record is from RefSeq and is a predicted model, not a curated record. The transcript has a single exon.